Messenger RNA from Spodoptera frugiperda (fall armyworm), 724 nucleotides. RefSeq lists its product as uncharacterized. The record is from RefSeq and is a predicted model, not a curated record. Bases 191 to 643 code for a protein of 150 amino acids. The transcript is spliced from 2 exons. NCBI's taxonomy places the organism in Eukaryota, Metazoa, Arthropoda, Insecta, Lepidoptera, Noctuidae.
ACCAAAGUAGAUUAGGAAAAGCUGAAGAGUUUGUUAGUACGCGCUAAUCUCUGGAACUACUGGACCGAUUUGAAUAAUUCUUUUUGUGUUGGAUAGUGCAUUUAUUGAGGACGGCUAUAGGCUGUAAAACAUCACGCUUCGAUCAAUAGAAGUCCAGUGCGGGUGAACCCGUGUGGGUAGCUAGUUAAAUAUGAAAUCAAUAAUAUAUUUCAGUGGCAUCUUUUUUAUAUUUUUGUUUAGUUAUAAGGACGCCGAAGUAUCAUGCCAAGGACUUGUAAACUACCACAACGCACCAAUAGCAUACGCUGACAAUGGCAGUGAUGACGACAUAGGCCUCCUACUCACCGUGCUACUACUCGCGACGAGGAACAGAGGCAAUUGCUGCGGGUGUUGCAGUUGCGGCAACAAUAUACCCAUACCAUACCCCAUACCGAUACCCACAAACAACCCUAUCAUCACAACUAUGGCAAGAAGCAGCCCUAGUGGGGGAGGAGAACCGCAGGAUCCAGAAGAAAUCAACAUUACAACAGUGAACAACUCAGAAUCAGAAUCCGAAUCAAAGGCCACAGACAAAACUACAAACAAAAACAAAAACGAAAAUUAUGCAAGCUCCAUAGCAGCAUCAGGCUCACGUACCUCCUAGUUAAGCAAAUUAAUACUCUAAGUCUAUGUAUUUACGUCAUCAAUUUAAAAACGAUUAAUAAAACGUGAUGAGAAAGCGGUA